AUGAAGUCUUGCGGGGUGUGGCGGCUCAAGUAUUUGCGUGCGUCGCGGGUGGCCUACGGCGGCUCGGUGGCCGCGCUGUUGCGCGACUAUCUGCAGCAGGGGGCGGAGACGCACGCCGCCAAUCUGCCGGCGUCGCAGAAGUACUUCUACACGCAGCGGGGGCAGCGUGACGCGCCGAUCUCGCAGAGGCACCAGAUGGCUCAGCUGCGGCUCGGCUCCGCGCAGGUGUUGACCUCGACGGCGGGGAACAUCGCCAAUCACAACGAGGCGCACCCGCUUUACUACUCCCAGACCUCCCCGCGGGCGGCUGGGCUCUGCGUGUCUCUCGUCGUCGCGCUGAAUAAACUGCGAAUUCGUCGCCUUACGGAGCUUCAGGGCGCGUUGAUUCCGACGCUGCUGCGGGGCAAGCACGUCAUUGCGCACGCCGAAACGGGAACCGGCAAGAGCUUUGGCAUGGCGCUCGCCUGCGCCAAUCGAAUCAUACGGCAGAAGAUUAACUACCGUCUCCACACGGUCAUCAUUGUUCCGACGGAGGAGCUGGCGUUGCAGUACGAAAAGUGGCUGCGUCACUUUGGCGGUGCCACGUCGCAGGUGGUGCAGGUGGCAAUCGAGCGGGUUCCGAUGGAAACGCAGCUGGCGAGGCUGCACAACAUCCAGCCACACGUGCUGGUGGGAACGCCGCAGCGUAUUGCCGACAUCCUGCGACUCAGUCCCACGAUCCUGGGCGAGAAGCUGCGCCGCAAGGUGGACUGCGUCAUUCUUGACGAGGCCGAUAUCAUCUUGGCCGCCGAGGUGCGCUUUGGGCGUCAGACAAUAAGUGGGAUCAGCUUGGUGGAUCGUCUGUUCCGCAGUCGCCCAGAGGAGGUGCCGGCGCAGUUGAUUGCGGCAAGCGCUACCGUUGACGGCCGCACGGCGCAGGCCCUCAACACUUGGAUGCGCAACGACAAGGCGAUACGUCUGACGACGAGUUUUGUGGAGCACACAAUCCCGCAGACAAUUAGCUUCUACUUCUUUGCUGCCUCGCCGCGACACCCACUCCCCAGCUGUUUGGAGCUAAUCCUCCGGCUUAUAUGCAAGCAAGAAAAACAUCCGCGUGUUCUUGUCUUUACAUCACUUGAAGCAGUGGAGAAGGUGGUUAAUUUCUUGAGCACACUCCAGCAGCACUGCCGCGAAUUGCGUGAAUGGUUGCAAAAGGACUCUAACAGAAUCCUUGCGGCACCUUUGCAGUCGCUGGGGAACACAACAGGGGGCCAAUGCGGGCCUAUUGUGACUGGGUUGCGCGACGUGUAUGUGAAGGAUGAUAGCUCGCUGGAGAAGCUGAACACCGGUAAGUUGUUGGUGGGUGUAGGGAGCCACGAACUGAGCCGCGGAAUUCAUGUCAGUGGCAUCACGCACGUCAUCUUGUACGGUGAGUGCCCAGCUGCAGCGGCUUUCGUGCACUGUGCGGGGCGGACUGGUCGAAUGGGGGCAGAAGGUCACGUUGUAGUGCUGUAUCCGCCGUCCUCGGGCCGUACUGUGCAGCAGGUGUGCCACGCGGCGGAACUGCCGUUUGUGCCCGGGCGGAUUGAGCAGGUGGAGGAUCUGCUGGGCACCGCGGAUUUCGCCUCCGCGGAGGCCCUGGAGGAGUUACAGAAAGCGAAUUCGCAGAAGCAGGCAGAUGAAGCCGAGGAAUACUUUGUCGCCAUGGGCCUUUCAAAUGCGUGA
Molecule: messenger RNA, 1704 nt
Organism: Trypanosoma conorhini
Lineage: Eukaryota; Euglenozoa; Kinetoplastea; Trypanosomatida; Trypanosomatidae
Product: putative DEAD-boc ATP-dependent (RNA) helicase
Exons: 1
Coding region: 1-1704 (567 amino acids)
Molecular function (GO): ATP binding; nucleic acid binding
Source: RefSeq, a predicted model, not a curated record